AUGCAGGACAUUUCACAUGAACCUUCCUUUGCUUCUGGAGGAACUCUGCGACCCUCGCUGCUGUUCGAGACCUCGCGAAACCGGUCAUACGAAGAAUUAGUCAAUUGUCUACCGGCCAAGCCCGUAGUCGACCGGCUAGUGAAUUUAUUCGUCCACGGUUCGGACAUACCGACGCUUCCCAUUCAUUUCCCAGUGUUCCUGAAAGACUAUCAGCUUUUCUGGGACAAGCCAGGCCGCGUGUCUCUACCGUGGCUUUCAGUUCUAUUUUCCAUCAUCACUCUAAGCUUGCAAUAUUUCCUGAGAUCUGGAUCGGCAAUCGAGGGAAUUCCCUACCCAGAACCUGCCUGCAGAAAAUUUGCCUCCAAGGCAGCGGAAUGUCUGAGGACGUUUGAUUAUGCUAAGCCCGCGCCUCGAACUGUCGAAGCUAUGAUAAUGUACAUGCUUUGUGAACACAUUUGGCUGGGGGAAUAUCGUUUCAGGGCUUCUCUUAUCCUCAGCUUGACCAUACGGCUGGCCAUGCGAGCCGGCUAUCACCGGGACCCUUCGCACUACAGUCAAAUAUCUAUUUUUGAAGGUGAGGUACGACGGAGGUCGUGGUCGUAUCUGGUUCAGCUUGACAUCUUAUUUGCCUCGUAUCUGGGCCUCCCACGUCACAUAAGCGAUCGGCGAACCGACACAGCACUACCAUCAAAUAUUGCAGAUGAAGAUCUGCAACUUGAUAUAACAUCUUUACCACCUCUCCGAAAUCCCGAGGAACCUUCAGCCAUAUCAUUCCUAAACUAUAGGGAGCAACUUUGCAAGAUUCUUGGUCAGAUCACAGACUGCACUACUUCAUUCGAAGACCUCCCUUACGAAAAGGUCCUCGGGUUAGAUCAGGCUCUUGAUAGGCAAAUUGACGUCCGUCCAGCUUGGUUGGAUCCUCCACCACGUUUUGAGCUUCGUGUGAUGGAUGACCCCACAACUACGAACCAGGCAAUAGAAGGCGAUAUACUGGCGCAACGAGCGCGAAUUAUUCUCCACCGAAGAUUCCUUGUCCCUGCUCAUGCCAACUCGCAAUAUUUGCCCUCACGCAUCAAGUGCGUCGCAGCUGCAGCGCGAAUACUCCAGCAUCAAACCACGGUUUCCCAAAUCUCAUUUAAUAUCGAUGGUAUGAGCGUUCCGAAUUGGAGAGCUCUCUCCCUCAUGCACGAAGACUUUCUUCUCGCCUCCAUAAUCUUAUGCCUCCAUAUCGACCAAGAUAUACGCCAUGGGCGGAUAUCGCGACGUCUAGAAGAGUUCCCUAGCGAGGACGCUGAGCUACAAGAGCACCUGGGGCUGUUAAGAUCAUGUCGAAAGAUUCUGCUCGAUGCUGACAAGCCUAAUCGUGAUGCACAGAGAGCUGCACAGGUCAUAGAGGUUGUUCUUCUGAAGGCAUCCGGGGCUCGAAAUGCCAACCUGGACAAGGACGGCGAUACCAAGGGUGCGAUCACUGGAGUCUGCCCGGCUAGCUUGGGACCUGGUCCUGCCGACUUUGAAUCAGUUGGACCUGAAGAUGCAUCUUUUGGAGACCCAUAUUGGUUUGGAAACCAGGUGCCGAUGUUUUCCGAUUUGGAUCAUGCUUUUGCCAGCUUUCCAUCAGAUGAACAGUUUCCUUUCUUGGCUGGAUUUGAAUGA
Messenger RNA from Clonostachys solani, 1653 nucleotides. The record is from the annotation of a GenBank genome assembly. NCBI's taxonomy places the organism in Eukaryota, Fungi, Ascomycota, Sordariomycetes, Hypocreales, Bionectriaceae.